GGGCUGUGUGCCAAGCUCACUGGCAAACCACCCCAGCCAGCACCAUCUGACCCUGUCUCCCGGUGCCACCAUGCUGGCCUCAGGGCUGCUUCUGGUGGCUUUGCUCACCUGCCUGACAGUAAUGGCCUUGAUGUCUGUCUGGAGGCAGAAGAAACUCGGGGGGAAGCUCCCUCCAGGACCCACCCCGUUGCCUUUCCUCGGGAACUACCUGCAGCUGAACACACAGCAGAUGUACAACUCUCUCAUGAAGCUCAGGGAGCGCUAUGGCCCGGUGUUCACGGUCCACGUGGGACCCCGGCGCAUCGUGGUGCUGUGUGGACACGAGGUGGUGAAGGAGGCUCUGGUGGACCAGGCUGAGGAAUUCAGCGGGCGAGGUGAACAGGCCACCUUCGACUGGCUCUUCAAAGGCUAUGGCGUGGCGUUCAGCAAUGGGGAGCGCGCCAAGCAGCUCCGGCGCUUCUCCAUCACUACGCUGCGGGACUUUGGAGUGGGCAAGCGCGGCAUUGAGGAGCGCAUCCAGGAGGAGGCGGGCUUCCUCAUCGAGGCCCUCCGGGACACGCGUGGUGCCUUCAUCGAUCCCACCUUCUUCCUGAGCCGAACAGUGUCCAAUGUCAUCAGCUCCAUUGUCUUUGGGGACCGCUUUGACUAUGAGGACAAAGAGUUCCUGUCACUGCUGCGUAUGAUGCUGGGAAGCUUCCAGUUCACAGCUACCUCUAUGGGGCAGCUCUAUGAGAUGUUCUAUUCAGUGAUGAAACACCUGCCAGGACCACAGCAACAGGCAUUUAAGGAGCUGCAGGGUCUGGAGGAUUUCAUAGCCAAGAAGGUGGAGCAGAACCAACGCACCCUGGACCCCAACUCACCGAGGGACUUCAUCGACUCCUUCCUCAUCCGCAUGCAGGAGGAGCAGAACAACCCCAACACGGAGUUCUACAUGAAGAACCUGGUGCUGACCACACUGAACCUCUUCUUUGCGGGCACCGAGACGGUCAGCACAACCCUGCGGUACGGGUUCCUGCUGCUCAUGAAGCACCCAGAUGUGGAGGCCAAGGUCCAUGAGGAGAUUGACCGAGUGAUUGGCAAGAACCGUCAGCCCAAGUUCGAGGAUCGGGCCAAGAUGCCCUACACAGAGGCAGUGAUCCACGAGAUCCAAAGAUUUGGAGACAUAAUCCCCAUGGGCGUGGCCCGCAGAGUCACCAAAGACACCGGGUUUCGAGAGUUCCUCCUCCCCAAGGGGACCGAAGUGUUCCCUAUGCUGGGCUCCGUGCUGAGAGACCCCAAGUUCUUCUCCAACCCCCGAGGCUUCCACCCCCAACACUUCCUGGAUGAGAAUGGGCAGUUUAAGAAGAGUGAUGCUUUUGUGCCCUUCUCCAUUGGAAAGCGGUACUGUUUUGGAGAAGGCCUGGCUAGAAUGGAGCUCUUUCUCUUCCUCACCAACAUCUUGCAGAACUUCCGCUUCAAGUCCCCGCAGCUGCCCAAAGACAUCGACGUGUCCCCCAAGCUCGUGGGCUUUGCUACCAUCCCACGAAAUUACACCAUGAGCUUCCAGCCUCGCUGAAGGAGGGGCUAUGCGAGGGCAGGGCUGGGGGGAAGAGCAUGGUGGAGGGAGGGAUUAGGGGUGGGACUACUGAUAAGGGUGGGAUUAAGGGAGGGGCGGGGCUAGAAGGAGGGAGGUGGCUUAGGAGGAAGGAAGGUGCAAGGUGAAUAGGAGAGGAAGAUGAAAGGAAUGGACCCUGUCUGUUGACCUUGCUAGAGAUAGAUCUUUAAGAGGUGGGGUAAGAGGGAGAACCUCUCACUACACU
Messenger RNA from Ailuropoda melanoleuca (giant panda), 1799 nucleotides. RefSeq names its product cytochrome P450 2A13. Gene Ontology annotation, biological process: xenobiotic metabolic process; coumarin metabolic process; epoxygenase P450 pathway. The transcript has 10 exons. Gene Ontology annotation, molecular function: heme binding; iron ion binding; arachidonate epoxygenase activity. The record is from RefSeq and is a predicted model, not a curated record. NCBI's taxonomy places the organism in Eukaryota, Metazoa, Chordata, Mammalia, Carnivora, Ursidae. Gene Ontology annotation, cellular component: cytoplasm; intracellular membrane-bounded organelle. The coding region runs from base 71 to 1555 and encodes 494 amino acids.